Molecule: messenger RNA, 747 nt
Organism: Fusarium vanettenii 77-13-4
Lineage: Eukaryota; Fungi; Ascomycota; Sordariomycetes; Hypocreales; Nectriaceae
Exons: 2
Coding region: 1-747 (248 amino acids)
Source: RefSeq, a predicted model, not a curated record
AUGGCUCAACAAGGGAUCAGUAUCGCCAUUUGCUCUAAUGCUAUGGGAAAAUCAAGAGCUGGUCAUAGUAUUGCUAUGAAGCUGGAAGCUGCGAAGCGACAUGGCUUUGACGGCAUCGAACUUGUCAUAGAAUGCCUCGAAAGCCAUUCCGAGUCUGAAAAGUUUGCCAGUCACAAGUCUCGUGCCGACCGUUUGCGCGCUGCGGCCCUGGACAUUCGCAAGAGCGCAAGUGCUCUAUCGUUGGACAUCGUUACGCUGAACCCCUUUGGAGCCUUCGAUGGGCUUGCGAAAGAGGAGGAUAUUGAGGUGCGCCUCCAAGAGGCCGAGCUUUGGCUCCAGAUCUAUCAGGUCUUACAGGCCCCGAUCCUUCAGCAGCAGGUUCGAGAUAUCCUUGGCCAUAUUGAUCUACCUAACGUUCGCCAUUAUAUCGACACCUUUCACAUUGCGGCUAAAGAAGCGGGAGACCCAUUCAAUUUAUCAUCGCCCGUCAAGGCUGAUAGUAUCGCCAGACUACGAAACAGCAUGGCAGAGUUCUCGCGGACGGUCAAAGUCAGUAAUAUCAGAUAUUUUCAGUUAAGUGACGCCACGGCCGCAGACAAGGAACAAAGAGGUUACCCGAUCCGAGACCUAAAGCAACCACCGUUCAUAACACAGUCCCGGAAUUGUCGAAUAUUCCCUUGUGAACAUAGAGUAUUGCCAGUCCUAGAAGUGGCCAAAACCGUGUUUGAGAUGGGGUACCGGGGCUAG